This is a messenger RNA of Peronospora belbahrii, 966 nucleotides long. Lineage: Eukaryota; Oomycota; Peronosporomycetes; Peronosporales; Peronosporaceae. The record is from the annotation of a GenBank genome assembly.
AUGGGGAAUUCAACGUCUAAGAAGAUUACUAGACGCCACUCUACUGCUACACGUGAGCUUGAAAAGUAUACGAGACCAACAGGACUGUAUCCGAGCUGUCCGUGGGAGCUUAAAACAGCACGCCGACUUAUUGUAGAGCGUAAAUUAGCGCCACGUAUCCCUGGAAAAGAAGUAAAAGAAGGAGAUUUUUCACUUGAAUGUCCAAUUUGUUUUAUGUUUUAUCCCGAGAUUUUGAACAUGUCAAGUUGCUGCAAUAAACCCAUCUGCUCGGAGUGUUAUUUACAAAUACGACCACCGCAAAAGUCCAUUUCCUGCCCAUUUUGCAACCACGAGGCUUUUGAUAUCCUUUACACACCACUGUCGCUGACGGAAAUUUCGUCAGUUUGCUCCGUGAAGAAUCUGCAAUCUCCGUGCCGAAGCAGCGCCAUUGGUAUUCCCAAGCGCGUGGAAACGCAGCCAGCCACAACAAUGCCAAACCCGCAGAGCGUACAUUACGCUUCCGUUGAAGACCGCCACCGCAUUCGCGACUCGCUCCGCUCACAGCUCAGUAUUAGUGACAAACCUGUCACGAACAGUCCGCACCCGAAUAGCGUUGCAGCGCUGAAUGAUGCAGCGUCACAUUCUUUGGCAACACCAGCAGAUGCUGCACGCUUGGAGGAGAUGAUGCUUAUGGAAGCCAUUCGACGAUCCAUGCAAGACCUCCACGUCGAAAAGAACGACGAGGAGAGGGAAGGAUCACAGAGCAGUCAGCACCCGACGCGCGGAAGCGGGGAGAUAGGUGAAGACGACGAUAGCGACGCUGAUUACGCCGACGUUGCGCCUUUGAGCGCGUCACAAAUCACUGUCAGCGAUAUGGGAGCGGGGCACUAUUCUUCGGCACAGCCGUUUGAUUCUAGUCAUCGCAACAGUGUUUCGCAUCCACUGCAGUCGGAAAACAUGCCCAGCUGGCACCCUUGCAGCAAUUGA